GACGAAAACGUGUCGGUGCGCCUGACUGCCAUCACGGUUCUGACUCAGUUGGUGCUAAAGGAUGUGAUGAAGGUCAAAGGUCAGGUCAGCGAGGUUGCUGCACUCCUGCUUGACCCUGAGCCACAUAUUGACAACCUUGCAGUCAACUUUUUCAAUGAACUCGCUGCAAAGGAUAAUGCCAUCUAUAAUCUGCUGCCAGACAUUAUAAGUAGGCUGUCCGAUCCAGAGAGAGGAAUGAAAGAGGAGGACUUCAGCACUGUUAUGAAGCAACUGUUUUCCUAUAUAACUAAGGAGAGGCAGAUGGAGAGCUUGGUGGAGAAGCUCUGUCAGCGUUUCAGAACUGCAAAGACCGAGCGGCAGUGGGCAGAUAUUGCUGUAUCUCUGUCGCUGCUCUCCAUGUGUGAGCGAGGCUUCAAGAAGCUACAGGAGUGCUGGGAGUGUUACAGUGAUAAACUUACAGAGGAUGCGGUUUACCAACCUCUGCUCUCCAUCUUGGCCAAACUCCGCCGCAGAGCCGAGCCCCAGUUUAAAGCUCAGGUAGAGGAGUUUGAGAAGAAGUUAACAGCAGUGCAUACAAAAGGUCUGGAAGAUGUGGAAAAUGAAGAGCGAGAGCAGCAGCUGGAAAAGCAGAAAAACACUCCUGUGCCCAAGAGUGCUCGCAGACCAACACGAGACACAUCAACUUCAGCUUAUUUUCGCACCUCUUGGUACCGUCUGAAUGACUAA
Hemibagrus wyckioides is the source of this 726-nucleotide messenger RNA. Its product is annotated as condensin complex subunit 1-like. Gene Ontology annotation, molecular function: histone binding. Gene Ontology annotation, cellular component: condensed chromosome, centromeric region. Bases 67 to 726 code for a protein of 219 amino acids. The record is from RefSeq and is a predicted model, not a curated record. Gene Ontology annotation, biological process: mitotic chromosome condensation; meiotic chromosome condensation. The transcript has 6 exons. NCBI's taxonomy places the organism in Eukaryota, Metazoa, Chordata, Actinopteri, Siluriformes, Bagridae.